CGCACGCGCACUUGCACGAGUGUUUUGACAGCUCCGGCCGAGGAGAAGGAGCAGGUGUCGCGAGAGCGGGCAGCGCGCCGCCUAGUGAGGGCUGUCAUUAUGGCGAACCUGGGAAGCGAGGCCGAGCGGGAGCCCCUCCUGAGCCCCAGCUCACCCGGAAGCAGAGAACAGGGUGUGAUAGAAACCCAAGAGCAUUACAAGAGUAGAUGGAAGUCUGUGAGGAUUCUCUACCUUACCAUGUUCCUCAGCAGUGUGGGUUUUUCUAUUGUGAUAAUGUCCAUCUGGCCAUAUCUUCAAAAGAUUGAUCAGACAGCUGAUGCAAGUUUUUUGGGCUGGGUUAUUGCUUCAUAUAGUCUUGGCCAAAUGGUAGCUUCACCUCUAUUUGGCUUAUGGUCUAAUUAUAGGCCAAGAAAAGAACCUCUUAUCAUCUCCAUCUCUAUUUCGGUGGCAGCCAAUUGCCUAUAUGCAUAUGUCCACGUGCCAGCUGCUCAUAAUAAGUACUACAUGUUGAUUGCUCGUGGAAUGGUGGGAUUUGGAGCAGGAAAUGUAGCUGUUGUCCGAUCAUACAUUGCUGGUGCUACUUCCCUUCAGGAAAGAACAAAUGCCAUGGCUAAUACGAGCACAUGCCAAGCCCUGGGCUUUAUUCUGGGUCCAGUUUUUCAGACUUGCUUUGCACUCAUUGGAGAAAAGGGUGUGACAUGGGACAUCAUCAAACUGCAGAUCAACAUGUACACAGCACCAGUUUUACUUGCAGCCUUCCUGGGAAUUCUAAACAUUAUUCUGAUUCUUUUUAUAUUGAGAGAGCAUCGUGUGGAUGACUUGGGACGUCAGUGUAAGAGUGUGAAUUUUCAAGAAGAAAAUGCAGAUGAACUUCAGAUUCCUGAAGGAAGUAUUGAUCAAGUUGCUGUUGUGGCUACCAAUAUUGUCUUUUUUGUGGUUCUGUUUAUCUUUGCUGUUUAUGAAACAAUCCUCACUCCAUUGACGAUGGACAUGUAUGCCUGGACCCAGGAGCAGGCUGUGCUCUAUGAUGGAAUAAUCCUUAUUGCUUUUGGAGUUGAGGCAGUUCUUGUUUUCAUGGGGGUGAAAUUACUUUCCAAAAAGAUUGGCGAACGUGCUAUUCUCCUGGGAGGAUUCAUGGUCAUAUGGGUCGGCUUCUUUAUCCUGUUACCCUGGGGAAAUCAGUUUCCCAAAAUACAGUGGGAAGAUUUACACAACAGCUCAACCCCUAAUGCUACAUUUGGGGAAAUUAUUAUUGAUCUUUGGAAUUCUCCAAGAGAAGAUCACAGUCAACAGCCAACUGGGUGUCCAAUUGAACAGGCCUGGUGCCUAUACACCCCAGUGAUUCAUCUGGCCCAGUUCCUGACAGCUGCUGUGCUGGUUGGAAUAGGUUAUCCAGCCUGCAAUGUCAUGUCCUAUACAUUGUACUCAAAAGUUCUGGGACCCAAACCUCAGGGUAUAUACAUGGGCUGGUUAACCACUUCUGGAAGUGCAGCACGGAUUCUUGGGCCUGUGUUCAUCAGCCAUGUGUACACUUACUUGGGCCCACGAUGGGCAGUCAGCCUUGUGUGUGGAAUAGUGGUGCUCACCAUCUUGCUAAUAGGAGCCGUUUAUAAAAGACUCAUUGCCUUUUCUGUCAGAUAUGGGAGGAUCCAGGAGUAAGCUAGCAGAGUCUAUGCUGAAUACUUGCUGCCUACUGUCUUCAACUCAACAUUGAAAAGCUUGACUUUGAAUGGUAGGAUGUGUAAAAACAUUCUGGGUCAUAAUCUCCUUAUCAAAGGUGAACUAUUUUUCUUAUCAUACCUUCCUGGAGUCCCAUGAACUCAACAGUGGUCUGUAGGUAUGAAACUAUGCUCAAUGUGAACUACAGGGCUCUGUCUAAAGCAAUGGACUGUGUAGUGGAACAGGACAAAGUUCUGUAUUAACCACAGUACAUUUAGUUUAAACAAUGUCUUUUUUUUUUUUUAAAACCCAGGCAGUGGUGAAGCACACCUUUAAUCCUAGCACUUGGGAGGCAGAGGCAGGAGUAUUUGUGAGUUCAAAGCCAGCCUACAGAGUGAGUUCCAGGACAGCCAGGGCUAUACAAAGAAACCCUGUUUUGAAAAACCAAAAACCAAACCAAACCAAACCAACUCCCCCCCCACCCCCCCAAAAAAAAACAAAACCAAAAACCCAAUAUUUCAUUUUUUAAAACUAAACAGAAAUAUUUUUUCAUUAAAGUUUUUUUUAAUAAAAAUGCAUUAUUCAGCUUCCUAAUGAAAUAAAACUGAACCUUAAAUUUACAGCCUGCCCACAACCUAAAGAUUAGGCUUUAGUUUUUCUUUCCUGCCCAGGGUGAAUCUAUUCUAUUACCUCCUCCUCAAAACUUGUAAUCCACAUAUUGAAACUUUUUCUAUUUUGAUUUAGAAUGACUCUAACCUAUGAGCAAGAGUAAUGCUAACGUCUGAGGAGAAAAAGGUUAAAGAGACAAGGUGGUCUUUACUACCCUUAGAAGGGCUACCUUCUUUUAAGUGCUAGUAAAUUCAUAUUAAAAACGUAAGUUAAAUGUGUUUUUUAAAAAUAUGGUAUUAAUAGCAAGUGGAUUCUUAAAAUUACUUUUUUCAAGUCCUUUAAACUCUAGUGCAAACUGACCUUUUAAUGCCCCUUGUCAGUUUGGACAGAACAGCUGUUUGCAAUCUGUCUGUAGACCCAUUCACAGCAGCAGAACUGCAGUUGGACCAUGGAUGCUCUGAUAGUCUCAUAUGGUCGGGUGGAGACUUGGAGCAGCAUGGCAAAAGGUGACUAAUCAAACUACACAGUUUCUACCUCUGUAUGAAUGGAACACUGGAAUGUGUAUGGGAAUCUCUGCAGAACAUGCGAAGUGUUUUCCUGUUUUGUUACCAUGGUUUCAAAUCUGAGUGUGAACACCAUACUCUCCACCUUAUACUGUAUGAGGUCUUCUGAAGCUAUCAGCACUAAAUGAUGGCAGGCAGCAUUUUGCUUCAGUUUCUGUUUUAUCAGGCCCUGGACUUCCUCUUACCUGUUGUUCUGUAUUUCCUUUCAUCUUUUGGGUCAGUGCUGACCUUAAAUUCCACCUUUGUGUGGUAUGCCCAGAGACAAAACAAUGAUAACCUGUGAGAAUGAGAGCACUCCAAUGUUUCUGUAUAAUGCACAGUAGUUUCUCACAGCAAGCUUAGAGCUGAAGAUCAGAUCCUGAUCUGUGAUAUGUAUGAAUAAAGUAUACAUGUCACUUGUCUUCAGAGGCUACCUCAUGACCACUGCACUUUCUCAGAACAUGAAAAUUGACCUGAACACUAACAGUUGCUUAAUUGUGAGGAGCCAUUUCCACUUGUGACUCAGAUUUACAAAAAUAUUUGGAAAAAAAAUUGAAGUGCACUAAGUGAAGCCUUUUUCUUAGUAUUAAGUGUUCCCAGCAAGAACAUGACAGACAUUUCCCAGCCCUAGAAUUCCAAUACUGCAAUUCAGAAAACUACAACCUAGCAAAACGACCACACCUUUUUUACUGAGGCACUUGCUUCCUGGGAGAUUAGACUAACAUCACCUCAUCAACAAAGAGAGUGCAGUGAGAGGUAUAGGGAGAGCUGGGAGAUACAAACUGUUACUAGUGUAUAUUAAAGAAGGAGUGAGAAAAGAGUAAAAAGGGGAGAUGGUUUUAUUUUUGAAAAUCUAGCAAAGGAUUAUUUUCUUAUUUUGAAUGUACUGUCACCUCAUAAAGCAUAUCUAGUCAUUAUGAUCCUCUAUUUAAAACAAGCUCUUUUCUCGUAUGAAAGUGAAAUAAACUUGUGAUUUUUAAUUUAAUGAAGAUAAACUGCUAUACUAUUUGGAUCUGACUACCAUUUACUGUUGAAGAUUUAUUUGUAACUUUAUUACAUUUAAGUAUUCAUUUCAAAUAAAACAAGACUGUACGAA
This is a messenger RNA of Arvicanthis niloticus (Nile rat), 3906 nucleotides long. RefSeq names its product major facilitator superfamily domain containing 8 (gene Mfsd8). Gene Ontology annotation, molecular function: transmembrane transporter activity. The record is from RefSeq and is a predicted model, not a curated record. Gene Ontology annotation, biological process: transmembrane transport. Gene Ontology annotation, cellular component: lysosomal membrane. NCBI's taxonomy places the organism in Eukaryota, Metazoa, Chordata, Mammalia, Rodentia, Muridae.